CUUCGCUUUCCUUUGCCCACUCUCUUUCUACAACAAACAUGGCCGCUAAAUCGGAUGGAGCAGCCGUGUGUGAGAGCGCUUCUCGGUGUCUGCUUGGCCCUGAGCAGAGCGCGGCUCCUCUGCACCCUCGCGCCGAGAAGCGCUUCUCGCUGCUGGACUGCUGCUGGGUGCUGUGCGCCCUCUUGGUCUUCUUCUCCGACGGAGCCACCGACCUGUGGCUGGCAGCGGACUACUACGUGAGGCAGGACUAUUGGUGGUUCGGGCUCACGUUAGUGUUCGUGGUGGUUCCCUCCGCGGUGGUUCAGGUGUUAAGUUUCAGGUGGUUCGUGUAUGAUUACUCGGAGAUGAGCGCCUCCCCGAGCGGGGACGGAUGCGAUUUCAGCACCAAGGACAGCGACCGGAGGAGCGGCAGCGGCAGAACCCUGCCUGCGAACGGAUCGCGGAAAUGCUGCAGAGUGCUCGUGUGGCUCUUCCAGUCCAUCAUCCACAUCUUGCAGCUCGGCCAGGUCUGGAGGUACGUCCACACCUUGUACCUGGGAGUGCAAAGCCGCUGGCAUGGCGGCCCGGGUCAGAGGCACUUCUACUGGCGUCUGAUGUUCGAGAGCGCUGACAUCAACAUGCUGCGCUGCUGGAGGCUUUCCUGAAGAGCGCCCCAGCUCGUGUUGCAGCUCAGCAUCAUGAUCCACAGCAACGACAUACUGCCCCUACAGGGUCUUUCCGCAUCUGCCUCAUUGGUUUCUCUCGCCUGGAUGAUCGCAUCCUACCAGAAGGUUCUGCGUGACUCUCGUGACGACAAGCUCCCCAUGUCCUACAAGGCCGUGAUUGUUCAGAUGCUCUGGCACCUCUUUACCAUCGGUGCUCGAACCAUCGCCUUCGCCCUCUUCGCUUCAGUCUUCCAGCUUUACUUCGGGAUCUUCAUCGUGGCCCACUGGUGCGCCAUGACCUUCUGGAUCAUCCAGGGCGAGACCGACUUCUGCAUGUCCAAGUGGGAGGAGAUCAUCUACAACAUGGUGGUGGGCAUCAUCUACAUCUUUUGCUGGUUCAAUGUCAAAGAAGGCCGUGCCCGCUUUCGGCUUGGUGUGUACUACUGCGUGACCUUGGUUGAGAACGUCGCUCUCACCGUCGCUUGGUAUAUUCACAGGGGACCUCAUACCUCGGACUUCUAUGCCCUGAUUAUUGUGUGUGUGGUGGUGUGUAGCUAUGCUUUGGGAACAUUCUUUAUGUUCGUCUAUUAUUGCCUGCUCCACCCAGACGGACCUAUCCUGGGAGCUCAGUGGAGCUGUGUUGAGGAGGGAAUGGGGGUAAUCGGUCUGGGAGGCGUUGGGGAUUUGGAAACCCCUUUGCCCCAACCGGACGUGGUUACUAGCCCUCCCAGAACACUUCAAAGGACUACUGGUGGAGAUCGGGAGAUAGGGGCCGGGGAUAGAGAGAGUUGCCUGCCGGUGUUUCAGGUUAGGCCUCCUAGUGUUCCCCCAGCUUCCUCCCCACGUCCCCCAAGAACUGAAGGUCCCGUUAUCCGCAUCGACCUGCCAAGAAAAAGGUACCCUGCCUGGGAUGCCCACUUUAUUGACCGAAGGCUGAGGAAGACCAUCCUGGUGCUGGAAAAUACAUCUCCCGUGACGCCUCGCAUCCAGUACCAGAGCUUCAGCAACCCCAAAGAAGUGACGGAGUAUGAGACUACGGUGUAGUGUUGUUCAUACCUCCACCUUCCACAAGACAUCUCUAUGCAGAGGUGGAACUCAGCCGCCAUGAGGUUAAGGUCCGAUCCUUGACGGUCGGCAUGGUGCUACACGGUGGG
Messenger RNA from Puntigrus tetrazona (Sumatra barb), 1798 nucleotides. Its product is annotated as XK-related protein 7-like. NCBI's taxonomy places the organism in Eukaryota, Metazoa, Chordata, Actinopteri, Cypriniformes, Cyprinidae. The record is from RefSeq and is a predicted model, not a curated record. Gene Ontology annotation, biological process: engulfment of apoptotic cell; apoptotic process involved in development; phosphatidylserine exposure on apoptotic cell surface. Gene Ontology annotation, cellular component: plasma membrane.